Molecule: messenger RNA, 879 nt
Organism: Closterium sp. Naga37s-1
Lineage: Eukaryota; Viridiplantae; Streptophyta; Zygnematophyceae; Desmidiales; Closteriaceae
Source: the annotation of a GenBank genome assembly
AUGCUCAGGCCCUCUAGCUCCCCCCUGCUGGCCGCCCUGCUGUCCACCGGAUCCGCCUUGCUCUCCGCCCUGAGGCGGUCCGCCCUGUCCGCCCUGCUGGCCGCCCUGCUGUCCACCCUGCUGCGGCGGUCCGCCCUGUCCGCCCUGCUGGCUGCCCUACUGUCCGCCCUGCUGGCCGCCCUACUGUCCACCCUGCUGGCCGCCCUGCUGGCCGCCCUGCUGUCCACCCUGUUGGUUGCCAAAUCCGCCCUGCUAUCCGCUCUGCUGUCCGCCCUGCUGCCGCGGCGGUCCACCCUGUCCGCCCUGCUGGCUGCCCUGCUGUCCGCCCUGCGGCGGUCCGCCCUGUCCGCCCUGCUAGCCGCCAAAUCCGCCCUGCUGACCGCCCUGCUGACCGCCCUGCUGGCCGCCCUGCUGGUCGCUAAAUCCGCAAUGCUGGCCGCCCUGCUGUCCGCCCUGUUGGCCGCUCUGUUGUCCGCCCUGCUGCGGCGGUCCGCCCUGUCCGCCCUGCUAGCCGCCCUGCUGUCUGCUCUGCUGUCCGCCGGGUCCACCCUGCUGUCCGCCGGGUCCGCCCUGCUGUCCGCUGGGUCCGCCCUGCUCUCCGCCGGGUCCACCCUGCUCUUCGCCGGGUCCGCCCUGCUCUCCACCAUUGCCGCCGCCCAGGUCUACGCCACUUCCGCCGCCCAGGUCCCCGCCACUGCCACCGCCCAAAUCUCCGCCACUGCCGCCGCCCAAAUCUCCGCCACUGCUGUCGCCCAAAUCUUCGCCACCACCGCCGCCCAGAUCUCCGCCACUGCCGCCGCCUCCCAAAUCAACUUCAUUGCCGGCGCCCAAGCCAACAGUUAUCAAAACUGGUCUGGUUGCUGUUGCCUUCAGAACUGA